Messenger RNA from Labrus bergylta (ballan wrasse), 2284 nucleotides. The record is from RefSeq and is a predicted model, not a curated record. NCBI's taxonomy places the organism in Eukaryota, Metazoa, Chordata, Actinopteri, Labriformes, Labridae.
CAUCACCCACUCCUCCAUCUUUUCAACAGGACUACAUCAGUGUUAUCCAGUCUGCUGUUUGCCGAACCUAACUCACCUCUGCGGUAUCCUAUCCAGGGUUUUACUGUACGACCAUUGACCACCACUCUCAUACCAGGUUUAAGGCUGAAGGCCGGGCAAAGUGAAAGCUAUAAGGUUUCCUUGACUGUGUCCAAAGGGUUCCUCACCGUUAAGAAUUCACCUGAAGGAGUGACAAUAAAAGGUGAUGGCGAGAUGAGCCUGGUUGUAGAAUGUAGCAGCCUGGUGACCCUCAACAACCUGCUGGCUACAGUGUCAUAUACCAGCACUGUCUACCAUAUACACACCGGCGACUUGGCCAUCUUCCAGUUUGAGAACCAUGAAGCUGUGUUUCCCAUCUCCAUCAAGCAGCCUAAACUGCCAGUGCUUUAUGACAUAGGAACAGAAAUCAGCUCCCACGUUACCAUCACCACAAAGAUAUUCCUGCGCUACCAAAAACUGGAGGUGUUGUUGAGCAGCAUACGGCGUUUUUAUAGCAACAUUACAGUCAUCAUUGCCGAUGACAGCGAUGACCCGCAGAAAAUUACCAGAGAACAUAUCCAACACUACAUCAUGCCUCCAGCACAGGGCUGGUUCGCUGGCAGGAAUCUUGCCGUCUCCCAGGUGAUCACAAAGUACUUCCUGUGGGUGGAUGACGAUUUUGUGUUUACAGAGGAAACAAAGAUAGAGAAGCUGGUGGAGAUCAUGGAGAAAGUUCCCGAACUGGAUGUGCUUGGCGGAUCAGUAGAAGGCAACCAGUUUUAUUUCUCAUUAGACUAUCAGGAAGGAGACGAAAUGGAGGGUGGCUGCCUGAGCAGAAAGUCUAAAGAGACUUUCCACCAACUCCCUGGUCACCCACAUUGCUCUCUAGCCAGUGGGGUGGUCAACUUCUUCCUUGCUCGUACAGAUGUUGUACAGAAGGUGGGAUUUGACCCUAAGCUCCAGAGAGUAGGACACUCAGAGUUCUUUAUGGAUGGGAUGGGAUCUCUGAUGGUUGCCAGCUGUAGCCAUGUGUCCAUCGGCCAUCAGCCUCAUACCAGCAACAUGGACACAGCCCGCUACGACAGCUUCAGAAAUCCAGAAGACAGUGAGAAAGAGUUUAAACUGCGGCUUCACUUCUUCAAAAAUCAUCUAAAGUGUGUGCACUAUGGAUAGAUAGAAUGGACCAACUGCUUUUUAGAUUUAAUAUUUUUCAAAGCCAAUGAAAUCAUUAUUUCUAUCUCUUCUUAGAGAUUUAAAAAUGAUAUACCCUUAAAGGAAGAAUAUGCAACUUUUUGAUCCUGUAGAUGUCGCCCUUACAGUAAAAUAAUUACUAACCUAAGUUUAAUUGACUAUCAAUUUACCCUUUAUUGAUGAUGGUUAUUAUUAUUACAGACAGUGGGAUUCGGGUGUCACACUCAUUGUAGACAGUCAUGACUCAGAGAUAUUUACAGAGGACAUACUGGAUUUCUGCUACAUUUAUGCGUAAAAUCUCACGCACACAGCCUUUAAAGGACUAAGUGAUGUAUAUUAUUACUUAUUACCUCUGUCAACUUUGUUUACAUUUUUGUAUUGUGUUAAUUUGUUAUGUUUUACUGCACAUACAUGAAUGGUCCUUUUUUGUCUUCAUUUUACAAUCCCCCUAAGCAAGGGGUGAUAUAUAUAUUUGGACAGUGCACAUUAAUCAACAUAUCAACAAAUAGCAUUUAUGUAAACAUGCCAGAAUUAGCACAAAAGUUACAUUUAAUCCGUAGUCCGAGGCAGGUUUAUAUGGGGAGCAGUUUUCACUAAAGCUUUCUUAAAAAGGGCAGUUUGUUGAUAAAGUGAGACAAGGUCAACAUGUCGGCAUGAAUUAGUGCAACACCUGUAUAGUUUCUGCUGACAUUUACUUUAGCAUUUAUCUCCAUGCUUUAUCUCAUGCCCUAUUCUGUUACUUGUUUCUCUUAAUGUGCCAUGCAUCAUCAGAUUUAUAGAUUUCUCUGUGGAUUUGACUUUUCACACCUGUAUUCAGCUUCUUUCUCAUUUUGCCACAGUGAGCAGAACGGUGUCCAAUUUACCUCACUUCUUUUUGCAGGUUUAUAUGAUUUAAUUUAGUCCUAGGCUGUGUCUUAAUUAACAAAUGAUAUUGUUCCAUUGAGUAUGUUGUACAGAGAAGUCAUGUUAUGCAAUUUUUUUGUAUCCAACAAAUGCCUUGGUGUAUAAUGGUUAUGCUAAGCUGCCCCAAAGUGUGAGCUCUUUGCACGCUAAGAAGGAGCAAACAAAUAAAAGU